AUGUACAAUGACGAUGGCCUCCGCAAACGCUCAGGGCCUGCACCCCGACUCAUAGAGGGCCCGAAAACAGGCCAGCGCAGCUUGUACCAGCAACAAGUUCUAGACGAAGACUCGUACACAGAGGCGCUGUCCCACAUCAUCCAGCGCGACUUCUUUCCCAACCUCCCUCACCUGAAUGCUACGAAUGACUACCUCUCCGCUCUUUCUGACAACGACCCGGACAAGCUCCGCAGCUCGAUCCGCAAACUCGCCAAGCUUGCACAGGACAAGGAGGAAGGUCGUUCACCCGGUCGAUCGGAGCAGUUUGACGACACACCGCGCAUCAACCGCCCUGUCGAUGUCGGGCGGACACCAGUCGGUGCGCGUGGAUGGGAGACACCGGGAACUGUGCGUCGACCUUUGGUGGAUGAUUUCGAGCCCGGUCCCUCGCGCAAGAAGGUGAAGCGGACGGUGCGCGACGAUUUGGGUCUCGACGCUUUCCAGCGCAACUACACGUCUGAGGACAACGCCAGUUUCGUGCAUGUCAUGGAAGAGGAGAAUCGGAUGCGCAAGGAGGACCAGAACGCAUGGGCGUUCGACGUGGAGCGUGUGACCGAAGGACGCCGGCUUGAAGGCGUGGAACGCCGGAAGAUGAUCCUCGACGCGGCGACGAACGGCGAGUGGCGCGUCGAUGCGAACGGCCGUCGCUUGAUUACCGGGUUGGGGAGUGGAGGAACCGACCGGACAGAAGGCGAAGCAUGGAAGGAGCGCAAGAUGAUCGAGGCAAAGCCAAAGGAAGACGAGGCAGAGGCGGUGAAGAAGACGGAGAAGGGUAAGGGCAAGGCGCCUGAAUCCAGCUCCGCCGUCGCCAAGAGCUCAGCUGGUGCACUCAUCAAGGCGACCGACGCAUCAGCCGCUUCGGCUCUUCCGCCACCACCAUUGCAUGAGGAAGAGCUUCCCGCAGAACAUCCCCUAUCCAAGGCUCUCGUCAAGGCCGGUCUCCCGCCAACAGCGCUCGUUUCCACCGAAGACGGCGCGAUCGUUCCACAUCAUGAGAGCGCGAGCGGCUCAGGUGACGGUCGAGGGCGAGGGAUGGCAGAGAAAGCGCGCCGCGACAAGUUGGAGAGCGGCGUGAUGGGCGACGACGAACCAGACGUCACGGGCGGACGGAUGCAGCAGUGGCCGUACAAGGCGAUGAACGGUCUCAUGUUCCCACCGGACGCGUACGCUAAGCCGUUCGACCAGGAGCGACCGAAGGUGUCAGCACUGCACCCGCCAUCGAUCUCGCACCGGAACACGCGUAUCGCGGAUGAAGAGGAGGAGAGCGGCUCGGCACCCUCGAUAAGAGGAAGCACUGUGGCCGAGUCCUGGGUGGACCGAGCGAUCACUGGCGAGCGAGAGGAGUACGCGCUGCUGAACGAGGCGGACCCAGACCCGGAGGACCUGCCGCCACUAAUGACGUACGGUACGCUACUGGCGACGCCUCGAGCGCUGGACGGCUCAACAGAUCCCCUCGAUGGGCCCAAGUUCAAGUUUCCCGAACCGAAGAGCCGCGACGAGCUUGGUCGCAAGCUGGGCACGAAGGCCAGCAAGGCGAUGUCUGAGCGGGCGCGCUCGUACCAGAAGCCCUCGGGAGUGUCUGCCUUGCGCGCGGCGGCCGCGCGUACGCGUAUCGGCGACAGUUCGAGCGGAGGCAAGAUGGGUCCACCUGCCACACCUCGGCGCGAAGGUAAUCUCACUCCUGCUGCGAGGAGUCUCCUCGACCGUAGCCUCGGAAGGACCCCGCGGAGCGGGAUGGGGUUGAGCAGCGGAGGGAGUGCACGUGGGGCGGCGAUGGAGAGGGGGAGUGGAUGGGGUGGAGGGAAUCGUGGUGCGAUGAGCUGGACGCCGAGUCCGGCACCGCGCCGACCCAUGUAG
Messenger RNA from Cutaneotrichosporon cavernicola, 1896 nucleotides. RefSeq lists its product as uncharacterized. Gene Ontology annotation, cellular component: catalytic step 2 spliceosome. Lineage: Eukaryota; Fungi; Basidiomycota; Tremellomycetes; Trichosporonales; Trichosporonaceae. The coding region runs from base 1 to 1896 and encodes 631 amino acids. The record is from RefSeq and is a predicted model, not a curated record. The transcript is spliced from 3 exons.